Molecule: messenger RNA, 1982 nt
Organism: Quercus lobata
Lineage: Eukaryota; Viridiplantae; Streptophyta; Magnoliopsida; Fagales; Fagaceae
Gene: NRT1.1
Product: nitrate transporter 1.1
Exons: 5
Coding region: 69-1844 (591 amino acids)
Biological process (GO): oligopeptide transport; transmembrane transport
Cellular component (GO): membrane
Molecular function (GO): transmembrane transporter activity
Source: RefSeq, a predicted model, not a curated record
ACCCUCAAGUCUCAUAUUUCUCAACCAUUAUUCACGCUCCACAGAAAAAUUGACGUACUGCUCCAACAAUGAGUGACCUCCCUCAAACACAAAGGAAAACCCUCCCAGGUGUCUGGGAUUACAAAGGCCGUCCAGCCGAGCGGUCUAAAACCGGUGGCUGGACCGCAGCUGCCAUGAUUUUAGGUGGGGAGGCAAUGGAAAGGUUAACAACGCUGGGUAUUGCUGUCAAUCUGGUGACCUAUUUGAUUGCUACCAUGCAUUUGGGCAAUGCUACCUCUGCCAACACAGUCACCAACUUCCUUGGCACCUCUUUCAUGUUCUGUUUACUUGGUGGCUUUAUAGCCGACACCUUUCUUGGCAGGUAUCGCACGAUUGCCAUCUUCGCCAGCGUUCAAGCAACUGGUGUCACAAUUUUGACAAUCUCAACCGUAAUCCCAAGCCUCCGUCCACCCAAAUGCGCUGCGGACACAGUACCACCUUGCAUCCCCGCAAGCGGCAAACAGCUAAUAGUUCUUUAUUUGGCACUAUAUCUCACAGCUCUUGGCACCGGUGGUCUAAAAUCGAGCGUGUCAGGCUUUGGUUCGGACCAAUUUGAUGAUUCAGACAAAGAAGAAAAAAUCCGAAUGACAAAUUUUUUCAGUUGGUUCUUCUUCUUCAUAAGCAUAGGCUCGCUUUGCGCUGUGACAAUUCUUGUGUACAUUCAAGACAACCAGGGGAGAGAAUGGGGUUAUGGAAUUUGCGUGUGUGGAAUCGUUCUUGGCUUAGUUGUGUUCUUGUCGGGCACAAGGAGGUACCGGUUUAAGAAGCUCGUGGGUAGCCCGCUUACGCAGAUUGUUGCGGUGUUUGUCGCGGCGUGCAGGAAGAGGCAUUUGGAACUGCCUUCGGAUUCAUCUUUGUUGUUCAACGAUGAUGACAUUAUUGACGAGGGACAGAGGAAGAAGAAGCAGAGGUUGCCCCAUACCAAGCAGCUGCGUUUCUUGAACAAGGCAGCAAUCAAGGACCCGAAAAUGGCCGGUGGUAUCACUGCAGUAAACAAGUGGUAUCUAUCAACCCUAACAGAUGUUGAAGAAGUGAAAUUGAUCAUUAGAAUGUUACCCAUUUGGGCUACCACCAUCAUGUUUUGGACAGUGUAUGUCCAAAUGACCACAUUCUCAGUCUCACAAGCAACCACCAUGGACCGCCACAUUGGUUCCUUUCAAAUCCCCGCAGCUUCCCUAACUGUCUUCUUCGUUGGUAGCAUUCUUUUGACUGUCCCAGUUUAUGAUAGAAUCAUUGUUCCCACAGCUGGAAAAGUGCUUAAAAAUCCACAUGGUCUUACACCAUUGCAACGCAUAGGGGUUGGUCUUGUUUUCUCAAUCUUUGCAAUGGUGGCAGCUGCAUUCACUGAAGUAAAGCGUUUGAAAGCCGCACAAUCACACGGUUUAGCUAAUAAUCCAACGGCCGAGAUCCCGUUAAGCGUGUUCUGGCUAGUUCCCCAGUUUUUCUUUGUGGGAUCUGGGGAGGCCUUUACUUAUAUAGGACAGCUUGAUUUCUUCCUACGGGAAUGUCCAAAGGGGAUGAAGACUUUGAGCACAGGGCUGUUUUUAAUCACACUUUCGCUAGGGUUUUUUGUUAGCUCUUUACUGGUUACUAUAGUGCACAAGGUGACUGGGAACCAGAGGCCCUGGCUAGCUGAUAAUCUGAAUCAAGGGAAGCUUUACAAUUUUUACUGGCUUUUGGCAAUAUUGAGUGCUUUGAAUUUCGUGAUAUAUUUGUUUUGUGCUAAGUGGUAUGUGUACAAGGACAAGAGGCUUGCUGAGGAGGGGAUAGAGUUGGAAGAAACAGAGCUUAGUUGCCAUGCAUAAGGGUUUCUCUCACUUUGUGUUAGUUUUAAUCUUAAAGCAAGUCCGCCUCUUUGUUGAAGAAAUUGUUUAGGAUAUAUAGGGCAUUUGGUAAUAUUGUUUUAGUAAUAUUGUUUAUAUUUUUUAGAAAGAUGUGUGAGU